Python bivittatus (Burmese python) is the source of this 10130-nucleotide messenger RNA. Lineage: Eukaryota; Metazoa; Chordata; Lepidosauria; Squamata; Pythonidae. The record is from RefSeq and is a predicted model, not a curated record.
CAAGGAUUUGGAUACCUGACUCAGAACUAGUCUGGAAGUCGGCAGAACUUCUGAAAGAUUAUAAACCAGGAGACAAAGUCCUCCAUCUUCAACUUGAAGAUGGCAAGGAUAUUGAAUAUAAACUUGAUGUUAAGUCUAAGGACCUACCACCCUUGCGAAAUCCAGACAUACUUGUGGGUGAAAAUGACCUGACAGCACUCAGCUAUCUUCAUGAACCUGCUGUUCUUCAUAAUCUCAAAGUUCGAUUUAUAGACUCAAAACUCAUUUAUACAUAUUGUGGUAUAGUUUUAGUUGCCAUAAAUCCUUACGAGCAGCUGCCUAUCUAUGGCGAAGAUAUCAUCAAUGCCUACAGUGGCCAAAACAUGGGGGAUAUGGACCCCCACAUCUUUGCUGUGGCUGAGGAGGCAUACAAACAAAUGGCCAGAGAUGAACGGAACCAGUCAAUUAUUGUAAGUGGGGAAUCAGGAGCUGGAAAAACAGUAUCUGCUAAGUAUGCUAUGAGAUACUUUGCCACAGUGAGCGGGUCUGCAAGCGAAGCUAAUGUUGAAGAGAAAGUAUUAGCUUCUAAUCCUAUAAUGGAGUCUAUUGGGAAUGCUAAAACUACAAGAAAUGACAACAGCAGUCGCUUUGGGAAAUACAUUGAAAUUGGUUUUGAUAAGCGGUAUCGGAUCACUGGCGCUAACAUGAGGACUUACCUCCUAGAAAAAUCAAGAGUGGUAUUCCAGGCAGAAGAAGAGAGAAAUUACCAUAUCUUCUAUCAGCUUUGUGCUUCUGCAGCAUUACCUGAAUUUAAAGCUUUGCGAUUGGGGAAUGCAGGCUAUUUUCACUAUACAAAGCAAGGGGGCAGCCCAGUAAUUGAUGGAAUUGAUGAUGCUAAGGAAAUGGCUAAUACGCGACGGGCUUGCACUCUAUUAGGCAUUGUUGAUUCCUGUCAGAUGGGAAUCUUCCAAAUCCUUGCUGCUAUUCUUCACCUGGGCAAUGUGUCAUUCAUGUCUCGAGAUGCUGAUAGCUGUACAAUACCACCUAAACACGAACCCCUCAAGAUCUUCUGCGAUCUCAUGGGAGUGGAAUAUGAACAGAUGGCUCACUGGCUUUGCCAUAGGAAGCUUGCUACUGCCACAGAGACCUACAUCAAACCAAUUUCCAAGCUGCAAGCCAUCAAUGCUAGGGACGCUCUUGCAAAACAUAUCUAUGCUAACCUUUUUACCUGGAUUGUAGAUCAUGUGAACAAAGCUUUGCAAUCCACUGUGAAACAGCAUUCUUUCAUUGGCGUAUUAGACAUUUAUGGGUUUGAAACAUUUGAGAUCAACAGUUUUGAACAAUUCUGUAUAAAUUACGCCAAUGAGAAAUUACAGCAACAGUUCAAUAUGCAUGUCUUUAAGUUGGAGCAAGAAGAAUACAUGAGGGAACAAAUUCCUUGGACCUUGAUUGAUUUCUAUGACAAUCAGCCCUGCAUUAACCUCAUAGAGGCCAAAUUGGGGAUUUUGGAUCUGCUGGAUGAGGAAUGCAAGAUGCCUAAAGGUUCAGAUAAUAGUUGGGCCCAGAAAUUAUACAAUACUCACUUGAAUAAGACAGCACUUUUUGAGAAACCUCGCUUGUCCAACAAAGCUUUUAUUAUUCAACACUUUGCAGAUAAGGUGGAGUACCAGUGUGAAGGAUUUUUGGAAAAAAACAAAGAUACUGUCUAUGAAGAACAGAUCAAGGUUCUCAGAUCAAGUAAGUUUAAGAUGCUACCUGAGCUGUUUCAAGAGGAGAAGGCCAUCAGUCCCACUUCAGCAACGCCCUCUGGUCGUACCCCACUGUCUCGAGCAGCCAUAAAACCAGCCAAGUCGAAAAUGAUCCAAACGAGCAAAGAACAUAAGAAAACUGUGGGGCAUCAGUUCAGAAAUUCUCUGCAUCUUUUGAUGGAGACCCUUAAUGCCACAACUCCACAUUAUGUGCGGUGUAUUAAACCAAAUGACUUCAAGUUUCCAUUUAUGUUUGAUGAAAAGCGGACCGUACAACAGCUCAGAGCUUGUGGUGUGCUGGAAACAAUCCGUAUCAGUGCAGCUGGUUUCCCUUCUAGGUGGACAUAUCAAGAAUUCUUCAGCCGCUAUCGUGUCCUGAUGAAGCAGAAAGAUGUCCUCAGUGACAGGAAACAGACUUGUAAAAAUGUCUUGGAAAAGCUGAUUCUGGACAAGGAUAAAUACCAGUUUGGGAAGACAAAAAUAUUUUUCCGGGCUGGUCAAGUAGCUUAUUUGGAAAAAAUAAGGGCUGAUAAACUAAGGGCAGCUUGCAUCCGUAUCCAAAAAACCAUCAGGGGGUGGUUGAUGCGAAAGAAGUACCUGCGCAUGAAGAAGGCAGCUAUUACCAUUCAGAGAUAUGUCCGUGGGUACCAAGCACGAUGUCUUGCAAUGUUUUUACGAAGGACCAAAGCUGCCAUCAUUAUUCAGAAAUUCCAGCGCAUGUACGCUACCCGCAAGCGGUAUCGACACACCCGAGCAGCUACUGUUAUUCUCCAGUCACACUUGCGAGGCUACAUUGCCAGGAAGAAGUAUCAUAAGAUGCUUUGGGAGCACAAGGCCACCAUUAUCCAAAAACAUGUGCGUGGCUGGCUGGCUCGCUUGCACUAUCACAGGACUUUGAAGGCAAUUAUUUAUCUGCAAUGCUGCUACCGGCGCAUGAUGGCAAAGAGGGAGCUGAAGAAACUGAAGAUAGAGGCCCGCUCUGUAGAACACUAUAAGAAACUCAACGUUGGCAUGGAGAAUAAGAUUAUGCAGCUCCAACGUAAAAUUGAUGACCAGUCACGAGACUCCAGAUCCCUUGUUGAGAAGCUCACUAGUUUAGAGACAGCAUACAAUUCUGAGACGGAGAAGCUGAGGAAUGACAUAGAAAGGCUUCGGAUGAGUGAAGAAGAGGCCAAGAAUGCCACCAAUCGCGUCAUUAGCCUUCAAGAGGAGAUUGGCAGGCUCCGAAAGGAGUUGAACCAGACCCAGACUGAGAAAAGAACAAUUGAAGAAAAGGCAGAUAUCUAUAAGCAAGAAACAGACAAGCUGGUGUUGGAACUAAAAGAGCAAAACACGCUUCUUAAAAAGGAAAAGGAUGAGCUGAAUAGUCGCAUCCAAGAUCAGGCCAAAGAAAUUACAGAGGUCAUAGAGAAAAGGUAUCUUGAGGAGACAAAACAACUGGACCUAGAUCUGAACAAUGAAAGGCAGAGAUAUCAGAAUCUGCUCCAAGAGUUCAGCCGGUUAGAAGAGCGAUAUGAUGACCUCAAGGAUGAGAUGAAGCUGAUGGGGAGUGUUUCCAAGCCAGGGCACAAGAGAACAGACUCCACCCAUAGUAGCAAUGAAUCAGAAUAUACUUACAGCUCUGAGAUCACUGAAGCUGAAGAUUUACCAAUGAGAACAGAGGAACCAAGUGAGAAGGCACCUUUGGACAUGUCUCUCUUCCUCAAACUACAAAAACGAGUGAAGGAGCUGGAGCUAGAAAAGCAGUCCCUGCAGGAUGAGCUAGACAGAAAGGAGGACCAAGUUAUUCGAGCCAAGGCCAAGGAGGAAGAAAGGCCUCAGAUGAGAGGAGCAGAGCUGGAAUAUGAAUCUCUUAAGCGUCAAGAGCUUGAGUCAGAGAAUAAGAAACUAAAGAAUGAAUUGAAUGAGUUGAGAAAGGCCCUGAUGGAGAAGAGUGCUCCGGAUGUCACUAUGCCUGGUGCCCCAGCAUACAGGGUCCUUUUGGACCAAAUGACGUCUGUCAGUGAAGAGCUGGAGGUACGCAAGGAGGAAGUUCUCAUCUUGAGGUCUCAACUGAUGAGCCAGAAGGAGGCAGUCCAUCCCAAGAACACCAUGACAGACUCUACAAUCCUUUUGGAAGAUGUACAGAAGAUGAAGGACAAAGGAGAGAUUGCUCAAGCUUAUAUUGGACUAAAGGAGACAAACAGAUCAUCUCCUCAAGACUGUCAUUUGCUGAAUGAGGAUGGAGAACUGUGGCUGGUGUAUGAAGGGCUAAAACAAGCCAACAGGCUUCUGGAAUCUCAACUGCAGGCUCAGAAAAGAAGCCACGAGAAUGACCUGGAGGCCCUCCGUGGAGAGAUUCAGAGUCUGAAGGAAGAGAAUAAUCGCCAGCAGCAGUUGUUGGCACAGAAUCUCCAGCUGCCUCCAGAAGCCCGGAUAGAAGCCAGCCUGCAGCAUGAAAUCACCCGCCUGACAAAUGAAAACUUGUAUUAUGAGGAGUUAUGUGCAGAUGACCCCGUGAUGUCUCAGUCAUACCGGAUAUCACUUUACAAACGGAUUAUUGAUUUAAUGGAACAGCUGGAAAAACAGGACAAGACUGUUCGCAAACUGAAAAAGCAGCUGAAAGUUUUCGCCAAAAAAAUCGAUGAGCUUGAAGUGGGCCAGAUGGAGAACAUUUCACCUGGACAAAUAAUUGAUGAGCCGAUACAUCCUGUUAAUAUUCCAAGGAAAGAAAAAGACUUCCAAGGAAUGUUAGAGUACAAGAAAGAAGAUGAACCAAAACUUGUUAAGAAUCUUAUUUUGGACCUGAAGCCUCGUGGAGUGGCAGUAAAUCUCAUCCCAGGGUUGCCAGCUUACAUUUUGUUCAUGUGUGUGCGCCACGCUGACUACCUGAACGAUGAUCAAAAAGUGAGGUCCUUGCUGACUUCUACAAUUAAUGGCAUCAAAAAAAUUUUGAAGAAAAGAGGCGAUGACUUUGAAACAGUCUCCUUCUGGCUGUCUAACACGUGCCGAUUUUUGCACUGUUUGAAGCAGUACAGUGGUGAAGAAGGGUUUAUGAAGCAUAACACAUCUCGUCAGAAUGAACAUUGCCUGACUAAUUUUGACCUUGCUGAGUACAGACAAGUCCUAAGUGACUUGGCCAUCCAGAUCUACCAGCAGCUUGUCAGAGUUUUGGAGAAUAUUUUGCAGCCAAUGAUUGUUUCAGGAAUGCUGGAGCAUGAAACUAUCCAAGGAGUGUCAGGGGUGAAACCCACUGGCCUCCGAAAGAGAACCUCUAGCAUUGCCGAUGAAGGGACAUACACUCUGGAUUCGAUAAUCCGACAGCUGAACACCUUCCACUCCAUCAUGUGCCAGCACGGCAUGGAUCCUGAGCUGAUCAAACAGGUGGUCAAGCAGAUGUUCUACAUCAUUGGGGCUGUCACCCUCAAUAACCUUCUCCUGCGAAAAGACAUGUGCUCCUGGAGCAAAGGAAUGCAGAUAAGGUACAAUGUAAGUCAGCUAGAAGAAUGGCUUCGUGACAAAAACCUGAUGAACAGUGGGGCAAAGGAGACCCUGGAGCCGUUGAUCCAGGCUGCUCAGCUGCUGCAAGUGAAAAAGAAGACGGACGAGGAUGCAGAGGCCAUCUGCUCCAUGUGCCACGCAUUGACUACUGCGCAGAUUGUGAAAGUGUUGAACUUAUAUACUCCCGUCAAUGAGUUUGAAGAAAGGGUGUCUGUGUCUUUUAUCCGGACGAUACAGCUGCGUAUGCGAGACAGGAAGGAUUCUCCUCAACUGUUAAUGGAUGCUAAGCAUAUUUUCCCUGUUACUUUUCCAUUUAACCCAUCCUCUCUUGCAUUAGAAACUAUCCAGAUUCCAGCAAGUUUGGGUCUAGGAUUCAUCACUCGGGUCUGAACAAGAACAGAGUUAAGCUGUUGACCAUCAGUUUCUACUUAUAAUCUCUAAUAAUGAAAAUAAAUUCAGUGAAAAGCCAUUGGGGGUUGGGGAGGAGUAGAAGAAAAAGACUGGAGGAAAAUCUUGUGUAUGCUCUAAACUGCAUUGCAGAAAACUGGAAUGCUAUAUAAUUAUCUCAUAACUGAAGGCUGAUGGAAACCAUGCACAUUUGUACAAAUUCACUAGUCUCGUGCUGAGGCCUACAUAAAGCUUUCAGAUUAAGAAAAUCUUCAGUACACACCUAAAUGUUUUUCCCCCUGUUGGUUGCAAGCUGUCUUAUGUUUGCAUUGUAAACCAAAAACGGUCUGUGACUGAUAAAUCAUGAUUUUUUUUCUUUUCAUUUUAAGAUCAAAAUUAUAAUGUGUACCUGAUGGCAAAGAGAAAAUUGUGUGAAGUGGAAUUUUCUCAGUUUAACAGUUCUGAGAAUCCCUUCAUACAUUCCGUAUUUCACACGUACACUGUUUUGUACAAAACAGCCACCAACAAUCACAGGUUCCUUCUGUGCCUCCGCUGGGUGGAACAGCGUUCUAUAACUCUUUCCAGUGCGAUGGUGUGAGUGUGUACAUCCAAUCCAUAAUGUGUUUCUGAUUCUCAUGUUGACCAAGAAGCUAAAGCUGAGGCUAUAUUAAAUCUCCUUACAAGACAUUUCAGCAUAAUUAAGUCAUAAGUGAUCUGCUAAUUAACAGGGACCAGGGAGGAGCUAAAGCCAGGUGUGAUUUUCAGUGAAGAAUGGAAAUGUUUAGGGAUAACUUUGUGUGUGUGUAUGUGUGUGUGUGUAUCUACAUACACACACACAUAUCAAAGACCUGAAAAUGUAACCAAAAUGGGCAACUUACAGUAUAAUUGAUCAGGCAUUUCGCCUGUACAAACUAUAUUGAAAUACGUAGUAGUCAUACUCUUGAGAAACACCAUUCAUUAUGACAAGGUUAAAUAGUCUUUUUUUUUUUUUUUGGUAGAUUUCACCCUGAGAGAUAGUUGAUCAAAAUUGCUUCCCUAUUUAUGUCAGUGUGUGGCAUAAAUGAUGAAAUAAUCAAAACUAUUCUGGUUUACUGUCUGGUACAAUAGAGCUGCUUAUUAGUACUAUUUCAAAAUAUAUCAGAAGUGUUGCGGUGUACUGUGUUCUUUUAAAUGUACAAUACUUUUUAAGGAGCAGAAAUGCAGGUUUAUAAAAUCAAUACAACUUUAACAGUCCGGUCUGCAAGUGUCAAGAAACAUAAGUGGUAAUAGGAAAUUAUAACUAAGCACAAUCUAAGAAACUGGAACCCGGAUAAGGAUUAUUUGAGGUUUUCUAAAGUCAAAGAACAACCCAACUAUAUUAUAUUUUAUAUUUAUUUAUUGUUUUGGUGUAUGUUGGCUUUUCGUUUUGGUUUUUUAUUUGCCACAUGUCUAAUGACAGCGUGUAAUAUUUAUUUUGGGGGCUUGGGGGGAGUUUUUUUGUGGAGAAAGGGCUCAUCUAAAAUGCAUCUCAAAUAUUUAUCUGGAAAAGAAACUAUUCCCCUACCAACACCCCACUCCCAAUCCUAUGAUUUUCUUAAGACCUUGCUACACAUUCAUUAUUUUAAAUGUAAUGCUAUCCCUAAUUUGGACCUACUUUAUUAAAAAAGAAAGAAAUAUUCCCUUUCUGCUUCUCUGGGAACAUUUCAUUUGGACACAUUAUGAACAAGGAUAUCAUUUGAGGAAAAGAUUUUUCCAGAAUCUCUCAGGUUGCAGAUACUUGUCAUGAUUUUCCUCAGUGUGAAACUGACAUUUUGAAAUGUUUGUGGGCCCUCACUUGUUUUCCAGACCCUUUUUUAAAAUAAUAAUAAUAAAAAACAGAUAUGGUCAGUGAUGAUCAGACAUAUGUUGGAAGACGCUGCAUAUUUUGAAACUGCUGUGUGCAAUAUUUUAAUGUAUCAUAAAAAUUGAAGCGUAUGUUUAUUUUCAAACAUAUCUCUGCUGUAAGUGCACAUUAUUAAAAUGGUCUGGUACUGGACUUAAUUUUCUCUGUGCACCUAAAAGAUGCUCUCGCUUGAAGAAAGAAACAGGUUUAAAUAGGUUUUUCAUGGGUGAGAAAGAGAUGUGACUGACAGGGUCAUUUUUGAGGUAAAUAAAACAAACCCAAUAUUCUAAUAGCUCGUUUGGGAUACCCUUCCCCCAUUUUUGUUUUGUUUUAUUGUGGGUAGGGAAGUAUAUGCUCUUUAAUUGAUUCUUUUUUUAAAAAAAAGAAACAUUCAGGUACCUGCACUCAAGCAUAGCCUUUAAUGUGUGUUCUUUAUUUAUGGUACAUUAAUAGGUCUUUACUUGAACGUGUUUACUUUAUAGCUGGCAUCAUGUUUACAAAAAUGACUAAGAGGAUGUGUUCCUCCUAUUAAAAGGCAAACUUCCUCUGUGGCUGUAGCCAGUUAGGGCUUGUUACCAUGAAAGAGAUGAAAGUUGCUGUCCUAGAGUGGCCAUUGCCACACUGAUGGCUUCCUAAGUUAUUUGGAUUCUGUUAUCGUAAUCUCCCAGCCACAGGUGUAAACUAGUCCAUUUCCUGUGCGGGGGCUGCAAUCAAAUAAUAUGUGUCCCAUGAAUAUCUUCAUAGAGCAGGUGAAAAUACAAAACAAUAACAAUAGAGUUUUAAUCAGUCAUCUUUAGGGCUAUAAUGGAGCACCUGAAUGAAACUGAGAAUGUUUCAGAGACACUGAAUAUGCUUUGCUGAACUGGUGACACCAGUUAAAUUGGCAUUGGAGGUUGACUUGGGUGUGCCCCUUCUGGAGAACCUGGGAGAGGGCAUGUGCCCUGUUGUCCCCUCCCCCCCAAACUCAUGUUCCCAGCAAGAUUUGCCAUACUGUUUGUGGAUUAUGAGCAUUUAUGUUCAGAAUCUGUGGGGAACAAAUUAAGAAGAGUAACCUUAGAAGGCCCUGGAUUGGUCAGCUUGGGAUGUUUACAGCUACUUACAUGGCGAAGUACACUAACUUCUCAACUUUUACGGGAUUCUUAGUGUAUCAUGAAAAGGCUAUAACAGAAAUGAUUUAAGAAGACAGCAGUACUUUUAAAAUCUAGUACCCCAACUAAUUUUUCUCCCAGGACAUCUUCCUACUGAUUCUCUAGAAGUACUGGAAUUCUGCCUUUUCAUUUCAACUGAAUUUUUUUCCAAGAAUUUAACAAUUCCAGAAGUGAUAAUAUUGUUUAAAUGUAUAGUUUUUAAUUUUCAUUUUAUUUGUAUAAAAGCCUUAUUGUAUCUUGUUUACUAAUUAGAGUGAUAGAUGCCUAUAGGCGUUAUCCUCAUACUGAGCAGUCUGAUUAAUACAUGUUUCUGUCACAUUAAAACCGAAUGCUGCUUUACAUGUUUUAAAGGAAGCUAUUUCUGAGUUUAACUGUGUUUUGUAAUUCAUUAAAUACUUUACAUAUCAGUAUUUUACAUGCACUUUUCAUAGGUUUAAUAUUUUAAUGUUACAUGCUAUAAAACCAGCUGUUUUCAAGUUAGAACUUGUAGAGUCUAACAAUUCUCAUUUUGCUAUUUUUUUUCCUUUUAAAACAUGAUCAUGUUGUUUUAAUGUGGAAGUGUUGCUGUUUCUAAUUUUAACUGAUAUGCUAUAUCCUCCCCAGUGCUGAAAGAAGUGCUUUUGAAAUGUAUAGACCCGAAGUAUUCCUCAAAUAUUACCUCAUUGUUUCAGAUAGUUUUUGCUUUUCUUCCAAUGACAUGUUCAACAUAAUCUCAUGCCCCGCAUUUGGAAGAAUAUUUCUCUAGCUUCUGUCUGGAACAAUUUUGUUUUAUGGAAUGUUAAUCAGUUGUGCAAUCCCGUGCACACUUUUAAAGCCCUAAGAAAGUUGCAGGUAAGGAUUAAUGCACUGUACUUAAAACACGCUUGUUUUGAUCAUGCAGCUUCUUUCUUGCUUGUGCUGGACCUGUUGUUUUCAGUGCACUCCCCCACAGAAUCCCACCAUCAUGAGGGUAUCCUGGGUAGGUUGGGGUCAUUGACUUGUCUGUUUCCACGUGUACAAAGCUGUGUGCAUCUGGUAGCAGUCUCAGUAAAUUUGCACUAUUCAUAAGAGGUCUCUCCUGAUAGAAAGAUGUCUGCUUUUGUGGGGCAGAUUCUCCCAUGACAUCUGAUCUCAUACGCAGCAGAUUUUGGCAAAGGAAACAAUAAUUUCAGGGCCAUACGUGGAUACAAAGUCCUCCUGAUUCCAAUACUGUAAAGCUUUUCUCAAAGCAGCUCUCUUUUGACUUUUGAGUUAGUUUGCUAUCUCAAACCCUCAUGUCUUUUUCCUUUGAAGACUUUCAAAACUGGACACAUUUCAAUUUUUUUUUUUUUAAUCGAUCAUUAUACUUUUAAACUUGCAAUUCCUUUUGAAGCAAAAACAACAGGGUGUAGGGUCUUUUCCCCACUAGACAUUGCCAGAGUAGAUAGAAACCAAAAUGUUAUCUGAAUGACUUACGCUUGGAAUUGUCAUGGUGUCUGACAUAAUUAAUAAAUGUAUGCUUCAUAAAUGCUGUAUCUUAGAAGAAAUGUCCAAAUAAAAGGAAAUGCU